AAUUUGUUUGGGAGGUGUGCAUAUGGUUGGGAAUUUAACACCGAAGACCUUGAAAUUCUAUCAUCCAAGCCACACGUUAUCACAGAUAAAGCAUUGUCAGAGAUCGAUAAUAAAAUUGAAAGAGCGAUCAAGAGGAUGGGUGAACACGAGGUAGCUUUAAUCACCAUAAGUCUUCCAUCUCCCAACGACUCAAUAACAAUAAAAUUCAAAGCAACAUUGACGAAACACAUACCAACGAAACCUAUCUGGCUGUGGACCCCAGAAGAAAAAUACCAGACAGCUCUGAAGUACAAAAACAUGGCAGUAUCACUGGUUCGUGACAACAGACUGAAAGACGCCUUCUACAGGUUUAGUAAAGCCUGCAAAAUCAUCAUCUCCAUGGAGCCCAUUGAACCUGAUCUAGAGCUCUCAGAAGAGAUGAACAAGAAAAUACGAGAGUUGAGGACGAGCCUCUACAACAACAUGGCAAUGUGUCAGCUGAAAUACAAUAAUUACGAACAUGCGAUUGAGUUGUGCACUAAAGUACUUCAGAGGGACGAAAAUAACGUGAAAGCUCUUUAUCGGAGGGGCUGUUCUUAUGGGGGCACUAGGAAUAACGAAAAGGCGAUCGAGGACUUGCAGAGAGCUAUCGAACUAGAGCCUAACAACACUGCUGUCAGGGAGAAGUUGAGGAUUUAUAGUGAAAAGUGGAGAUUGGCGAAGAUUGAGGCUGAUGAUAUGGUUAAACGAAUGUUUAGAACUUGAAUAAUUUGUUUGGGAGGUGUGCAUAUGGUUGGGAAUUUAACACCGAAGACCUUGAAAUUCUAUCAUCCAAGCCACACGU
Diachasma alloeum is the source of this 823-nucleotide messenger RNA. RefSeq names its product 70 kDa peptidyl-prolyl isomerase-like. Gene Ontology annotation, molecular function: protein binding. The transcript has a single exon. The annotation marks the transcript as partial. The record is from RefSeq and is a predicted model, not a curated record. Lineage: Eukaryota; Metazoa; Arthropoda; Insecta; Hymenoptera; Braconidae.